AUGGCAGCUGCCAAUCCGGAUCCGGCGGCUCUCAAGGCGAAGCGGAACCCCCCCGCUUGGCGAAGGACGGAGACGCAUCCGGCCACUCUCUCCCGCGCUCUGAGCGGCUCCUCGCCUGUCUCCGCAGACACAGCACCGCCGCGGACUGCCCGCGUCCUGGUUCGCCACCCGCGAGGCUCCCCCGACCGGGCGCCCUCCCCGUCCGAACGGCCGCCGGCGCAAUCAGAUAUACACGUGACGAGCGGCAGAAAUCUUCUCCAAACCGGCCGCGUCCCGUCGCUUCCCUGCGGCCACCGGCGGCUGCCCUCCGCCCCUCCCCUCGUCUCCGCUCCCGGGCCCGCCCUUUCGGAGCCAGCUGUGUCUCCCCCCGCCCCGGGUCGGGUCCGCAGGAGUUGGGCUGCGGCAGCCGCGGCUGGAGGAGCGAGAGACGGCCGAGCCGCGCGGGGCUUCGACGGCCACGGAUCGCCUCCACCACGCGGGGGCGCACGCGGCGAGUGGAGGAGAGACCCUAAGCAGCUUGCAACAGCCUUCUCGCCAUCUCCAUUUUCUCGUCGUAACAACAACCCGGUGAGGGCAAACAUGGACUUGUGGCUCUUUCUGUCUCUCUGCGGGGCCCUGCUCGCACCUUUGGCUGCCGAACCAGGUAGCGAACCGACGCACGACCCCUUCAAUUAUGGUCGACGCUGCCGUUGCAAAUUCAACCAGCAACAAAGGACCGGGGAACCUGACGAGGAGGAAGGGACCCUGCGCAACUCGAUCCGGCGCUUGUCCACCAGGAUGAGAUAGAAGACGGUCAGAACCGGCUGCCUCCAAGAUGCUGCUGUCCGCUGGAUCCACACAGUGCUGCCCCCCCCCACGUCACAGUUCUCGCCCUAGAUCUCCCCCCCCCCGCCCAGCCACAGGCCCCAGCUGGCCAAGCGGAUCCUGGGCCAGAUGCCUUCGGGGGGGCCGUUGAGCCCCGGCGAACUCCCAGAGCUUCUCCUUAAGCUUCCUGCUUGACCUCUGCUGCUCUUUUGUCUCAUAGAGAUGAGGAUAAUAUCGAAGCUUUGAUACUAGUGCUAGGCGAUGGGGGAUGCGGCGUCUGCAGGCACUUCCUCCCUAAACUGUAAUCGAGAGCCUUCCUAAGAAAACAGAGAUCCUGUCAAGGGGCAGUGUGUGAUUUGUGUCUGUCAAGUUGCAGCUGACUUAUGGUAACCCUGUCAGGUUUUCAAGGCGAGAGACCUUCAGAGGUGGUUCUGCCAAUGCCUGCCUUUGUGCACCAACCUUGGGCUUCCUUGGCGGUCUCCCCUCCAAGUACUAACCAGGGCCGACCCUGCUUAGCUUCCAAGAUCUGACGAGAGCAGGCAAUCCUGGACCGUUGAGGUCAGGGCGUAGUGCUGAUAGCUCGGUUUCAUCCCAGGUUAUGAAAAUAAGAGGGGGGUCGGGUCCCCCUGGGGUGUCUGUCUUGUGAACCACUGGUCUGGACUGAAAUACAAUAGCGUUCUCUGGCACAGAGCCAUUCACUUUCUCUCCAGCAGAGGGCGAUAGUGACUCGUGCCGGCUAAAGGACUGGUGGCGCUCCAGUCAUGCAAAAAUAAGGUUUUCUCUCACUGGCCAGUCAGCCUUUGCAGGGUGCUGUCACUGAGUGACACGUGACCCAUUCGGUGUCACCGAGAAGCCCUUUAGCCCAGUUCUGGACCAUCUGUGGCCAAACUCUUGGAAGGGCAGGCAUUUCCCGCCAAGUAAACAUACCAUCCUCUUGGAGGAAAACGUGCAUCUCUGUUUCUCGACCUGUAGGUGCAAACUAAUGAAUGAGCAACGUCAGGGUUUGGAGCUUGGUCAGGUAGCCAAUUAGACGAGCCCGCUUGGGCACAGGUCAUUGGUUCUCAGAAUGCCCCAUUCUUGCAUAGCUGGCGUCUCGGCCUCCGAGGAACCAAGUGAGGCUCCAACUCCUGCUCCCUGCCCUCUGCUUCUCUGAGGGCCCCCUGAUCCACUUCCUGGGUCAAAUGAGUGGUCUUCUCACCACAGCACUAGCAGGGAAAGACCUGUUGUGAGUAAGGAGCCCUUCAGAAUAAUCAAAGUUAAGCCACGUCUCAGAGGGUGGCAGAGGUGACAGGUUAGCCUCUCAGCACCUCCAUCUUGCCUGUUCUGUCCCCCUGCCUUGGGCGGUGUGUGGACAGAAUGCUGCUGGAAUCCCCUUUGGCUUUUCAUCUAGCUAUGCCGCCUGGUCUGUCUGGAUUCAGAAGCCCAGAAAUCUGGUCCAACAGGAAGACUGGAGGCAGUUUUCUUCCCAGAGGGGUUUGUGUGGGAUGCGACAGAGGGCAGAGAGGGCCAUGGGGUGUCUGCUCCUUGGUGCCUGAGCCUUCGUGGCAACGAGAUGAAAUAAAACGGGCAGCGGUGCCUGUUCUGUGCCACCUUUGGUCCCCUAGAAAACCGUGCUCUCUCUCUCUAGCUUUAGCUCCCUGGUGUCUAGAUCUGUGACAUACAGUGAUUCAGGAGCCACAGGUGGCUCUUUGACCCACCACCUGUGGCUCUUCUGAGCACUGUUCUCUGGUGUGCAACCUGCCCCAUGUUUCGGUUAAAUGGGCAAGACCUUUGCCUGGCGGGGCUUGCUUUUGGUAGGUGGUUCCCACCUUGAAACAGCCACUGUUGGUGGAAUGGGUCGACCACGAGCUUUGCAGUGGUGCAGGCCUCAGGAAUGUAACUAUAUGCGGCCCUUUUUUGUCGAUGGAGUAAGUGCAAAUGUGGCUCUAUGGGAACCACCAAUCUAGAUUGAAGUACAAUAGCUUUCUCUGGCACGGAGCCAUUCACUUUCUCUCCAGCAGAGGGCGAUAGUGACACAUGCCGGCUAAGUGUCAUUUUCUUGUUGUGAGGCGUUGGAUUCGGAGGCUCCUGUGAGCCAGAAGGAAGCACUUGCUGCUUAAAGCAGACCCCCGCAGGAAAACCUUCCCAUAUCCGGCCUUGUUCUCAUGGCUUUGCUGACCUUGUUGUGUGUUUCUUCUGCACCCCGUGAGCCUAGCAAGUGCCUUUUAUGACAAUAAAAAUGCUGCUUUCUCUGA
Molecule: messenger RNA, 3038 nt
Organism: Gekko japonicus
Lineage: Eukaryota; Metazoa; Chordata; Lepidosauria; Squamata; Gekkonidae
Product: translation initiation factor IF-2-like
Exons: 10
Coding region: 1-786 (261 amino acids)
Source: RefSeq, a predicted model, not a curated record